GCAUUACGUCACUUCCGUCACUCUCUUCCCGGUCUCUCUCAAAGGAGAUCGGAGCAGGAACGCGGCCAAGCAAAAGCCGCCAUGGAUCCAGUCCCAACCAGCGCGGAGCCGCCCCGGAGCUCCGAGGACGAGGCGGCGGCCUUCUUCCGCGCGGCCCCGCCCCUCCGCGACCGCGACGCCGUCGCCGCCAGCCUCGACGCCUUCGUCGCCCGCCACUCCGCCGGGACCGGAGGAGGGCCUGUCGGGGUGGUCUGCGUCACCUCGGGCGGAACCACGGUGCCCCUGGAGCAGCGCUGCGUGCGCUACAUCGACAAUUUCAGCUCCGGCCAGCGAGGGGCCGCGUCCACCGAGUAUUUUCUCAAGGCUGGCUACGCCGUCAUCUUCAUCCAUCGUCGUGGGAGCAAGCAGCCUUACUGUAGAUUCCUUCCGGAAGAUUCAUUCCUUGAUGUUUUUGAGCUCGGUGAAGGAUCAGAAAUCCAAGUCCCAGAAUCUCAUACCACGGUGGUCAAGACAGCAAUUAGCAGUUAUCGCAAGGCAAUUGAUGAAGGCCUACUUCUGAAACUUCCUUUCACUACGAUUUUUGAGUAUCUUCAGUUACUCCAACUGGUAUCUACUGCUAUGAAUUGCUUGGGACACCACGGAAUGUUUUAUUUUGCUGCAGCAGUUUCAGACUUCUACGUUCCGUGGGAGAGCAUGGCUAAACAUAAGAUCGAGUCAGCAGGUGGACCUUUGAACAUGCAACUCAGUCAAGUUCCUAAGAUGCUUUUCAUCCUCAGAAAACAUUGGGCUCCUAAAGCAUUUUGUGUAUCCUUCAAGCUCGAGACGGAUCCAGAUAUCCUUCUGCAUAAGGCAGAGAUGGCUUUGAGAAAGUAUGGCAUGAAUGUCGUGGUGGCGAAUGAGCUAGCAAACUACAAAGAUGUAGUUGUCAUGGUCACAAGCAGUGGGAGGAAAACUGUGAGAAGGCAGAGCAAGGAAGACGACAUAGAAGAGCAGCUCAUUGAUCUCCUGGUAAAGAUGCAUUCGGAUAACAUUACCCAGUCCCAUUCAGACCAAGAAACAUGAGCUGUUGAACUUAAUGAGAAAGGGUGUUUGUGAUGUUCGUUAGACAGCUAUCCGAUAGCCAUGAUACAUGUGAUCAAUAAGUAGGCAAUGUGAUGGAGUAAGGCUGGGAUGGAUGUUGAACAUCAUAUUGUAAAAUGGUAAUACAAGAUAUACUGUCUACUCUACUCCAUAGACUGCAAUUAGCUUGACAUUGCUGCUUAUGUAGCGAGGCACAUGCCUUUUAAUCCGCUGUAUGUUCCUCUGAAUAGAAGAGGAAGACAUGUGCUUGUUUGCACCAGAAACACCACAUUCUGCACCAUAUUCUGAAGGUGGAUUCGGUGCAGAUAAUAAAAUCCUUGAUUUGUUGAUACACGCUGCAAAUUUGUGGGAUCAACUGGGAUUUGUUGAAUUGUUGACUCUAAGAAAUGUUUCCCUUUAUAAUCAAUGUAUUAUCUCGUGUGAACUAUCGCUAU
Molecule: messenger RNA, 1514 nt
Organism: Brachypodium distachyon (stiff brome)
Lineage: Eukaryota; Viridiplantae; Streptophyta; Magnoliopsida; Poales; Poaceae
Product: phosphopantothenate--cysteine ligase 2
Exons: 10
Coding region: 82-1062 (326 amino acids)
Biological process (GO): coenzyme A biosynthetic process
Cellular component (GO): cytoplasm; nucleus
Molecular function (GO): phosphopantothenate--cysteine ligase activity
Source: RefSeq, a predicted model, not a curated record